GAUGCAAGCCCUAGUUAAUCAUGCGGAGCAGCCACAAAAGCGUCCUAUUUCCUCGAUUAGAUACCUAUUAUCAUUCUAGCAGAAUAGUAGUCUUGGUAAAUAUUAUUGUGUCGCGUUAUCACAAAUUGUCGAUAAAAAGUGGCGUACCUACUGUAAAUUCGUAAAUAACAGCGCGGACUGUACAGGUUUCAAGUCAAAUGCGAUGAUUAUUGUCCAACAAAACACCGGAAAUUAAACCAGCAUCCAAAUUCGAAACAGUUUAAAGAUGUCGCAAAGACCGAACGGUAGUGACCAGCCGGAUGGAAAUGUCGUUGUGGCUGGAGUGCAAAUUUUGAAAACUUUGGACGCCAACAGAUACGCAACGAAGAAAACCAUUGCCCAAGGUCUGCUGGAUGUUGCUUUAUUAACGGCGAAUGCAUCACAAUUGAAAUACGUGUUGCAAGUCGGAAAACAACACGAAUUUUAUACAUUAAUGCUCAGUUUAAUAAUAGUCUCCAUUGUCUUGCAGACGUUUCAAGCCCUACUCUGCAUUUUCCUGGGGGCGAGAUUGAAUAUCAACAAGGAAUCACAUCAAGACACUGCAAACCGUACUAAUAAUAUCGUCCUUUGUGUUAAUAUAGUUGUUUUUGUUGUAAACAUAGUUUUGGAAGCUUUUAACUUGUCAAACGACAGGAAAAUUAGUCCUAAUACUUUCUAAACAAAUUUGUAAGUUUUUGUGGUAAUAUCAUUGAAUACAAGUUUUUAUUCAAUGGUAAUAUGUGCCUAUGUUUUAGUUUUUAGUUUAAUGUACUACUUACAUCAUAGAUAGCCCAAGGAGAUGCGGAAUCUUCUUCUCGUUCGAUUUUGUUAAAUGUACUACCAUGAUUGUAAACGCCAGUCUCUGUCUAAUCCUAAUCUGUAUCUAUCAUACAGAUAGUACCUACGCUAUCAAAACGUGGCAGAAGUGGAUCUCUAUCUAACGCAAGCAAAGUAAACAGAACAGAAAUUUGAGCAGGCGAUAAACGAUUAGCUUAGCCUGUUUUUAUAGCGUACGAAUUGUAGGUAAUUAAAAAUAACUUAAACCAAUUAUACACAGGAGAUACCAUGUAGAUAGCAACAUUUUAUAGGUACUAAAGCUGACACUUUAAGAUAUACCUACUCACUGUAUUAGAUUAAUGAACACUUGUAGGUAAUUAUUCCUUAUAAUAUACAAUGGGGACCUUUGAAAACUUACAUGGUUAUAUUUUUAAUGAAAGAUCGUUUCUUUAAAAAGGGGGAAUCCAAAUGACUUAUUUUUAAACUACCCUAACCACUCCCUUAAGCCCACCCAUACUGGUGUAAAAACUUUAAAUUACAAUACAAUAAUUAUGUAUUAAACAUACUUUUCACUGGUCGUUACUGGUAGGGUGAAUCCAAAACUAACCGCAAUUUUUUGUUAUUAUCAGCAAUUUGGUUCUAUAUUAUAGACUAUUGCGUGGAACAAACAAUUGAACUUUUCAUUCGCAACAUACAUCAUUUUAUUGAUAGGUAUAAAAAGUAUACCUCUUAUAAGUUUUUAAAGGCCCACACCUGUAUAUUCGUAGCUAUGUGGAAGAUUAUAUCCAAAGCAUAGGUACUAUUUAUUUUGUAGUAUAAAGAAUCGGACUAAAUUUUACUGUAAAUAAUUGCUUUUUGUAUGGAAUAGCAGUUUUUACAAAUACUUAGACUUAGACUCAUAUAAAACUAUUCAUUCAAACAAAAUGACGUCAACAAUUGUUUGGAACUGUAUGUAGUAAAUGUUGAUUAUGCAACUUCCGAAGCCACAGUUUUGGGUGGUAAUUGAAAAGCAACUGAAAUUAAUCUGGCAAAAGCACGCACAGUAUAAGUAAAUGAUUAUUUAAACAGUUUUGCUCAGAAGUCCUGAAAUAUUUCGAUUACCCUCAAUAAAACCAACCAUCUGGCCCGGUAGAAGAAAUAUUCAAAACCACGUUACCCGUUAUGUAUUGGCAGAGUUUUGGAGGAUUAGAAUCACUUCGAACCAUUACUAAGGUGAGGUCUUGUAGACAAUGAUUUAACACUUAUUUUCUUCGAAAAGAUAGAGGAACGAGGAAGAGAAUAUAACUUCUACAAAAUGAAGUUUGUUAGAGGCUAAAAAGUUUUGCAAUUUUUUUGUCUAUCGAGUGACGUAAAAAUCCAUUAUGGCGUCUAUUUAAAAUAAGGAAGUUGAUGUCAAUAUCUGACUAACCGCCAUAUUGAAAACAUUUGUUCUACGCCCAUUGAAUUUAUCCCUGUACAGUCCCUAAUAAAGUACCUAAAGUUG
Photinus pyralis (common eastern firefly) is the source of this 2278-nucleotide messenger RNA. Its product is annotated as ninjurin-2. Bases 266 to 697 code for a protein of 143 amino acids. The transcript is spliced from 3 exons. Gene Ontology annotation, biological process: tissue regeneration; cell adhesion. NCBI's taxonomy places the organism in Eukaryota, Metazoa, Arthropoda, Insecta, Coleoptera, Lampyridae. Gene Ontology annotation, cellular component: membrane. The record is from RefSeq and is a predicted model, not a curated record.